Trifolium pratense (red clover) is the source of this 1337-nucleotide messenger RNA. Its product is annotated as FCS-Like Zinc finger 8-like. The record is from RefSeq and is a predicted model, not a curated record. NCBI's taxonomy places the organism in Eukaryota, Viridiplantae, Streptophyta, Magnoliopsida, Fabales, Fabaceae. The transcript is spliced from 2 exons. Bases 404 to 1156 code for a protein of 250 amino acids.
GUAGAAAAAUAGAAUACAACUUUUUUCAUUAAAAAAAAAGAAAGCAAAACUUUGAAGUAUUAAUUAACGUUUGAUUUUCAUGCACACAACAUCUUUUGCUUUUUCUUCCUUUAAAACCCAUAUAAUUAUUAUUCAGUCAUAUCUCUCUCAUGUCAAAAGCUUCUCUCUUUUUCUUCUCUUUCUUUCUGUUUUUUUCUCCUCAAAGUUUCAGAAUUAAAGCUGAAAAAUAAUCCCAAAGUUGCAAUAGUACAUGUACCACUACUAAAUCAUGCUUUUUCUUCUUCAAGUAAAUUAAAACAUCAAAGACAAAUUCAGUACACUUUCACUUUGGAUUCUUUUUCCUUUUCAAUUUCAUUUUUUUUUUUAUUAUUUUUCAUCUUAAAAGUGCUUAAAAUAAGCACUUAUGCUACUUAGAAACAGAUCAAGAGUAGUGACCAGACAAAGUUUGAUGGGUGAACAAUCACCAAAUCAAAACUUGAUCACUACAACUAUUCCAUCUCUAUUUGGUUCACCAAACUAUAGAGAUUUUCAUUUCACUUCUAAAAAAUCUCUCUAUGGAACUGAAGCUUUGAUAAGUCCAACAUCAAUUCUUGACUCAAAAGCUUUAAGUCAUUUUGAGAAUCCUUUCUCAAUUAACAAUAGGAACAAAGUUUGUAGUAGCUCAAGAGACAAAGUAGAUUCAAGAAUCAUUGGACUUGGUCUUGUUGGUGUUCUAAAAGAUGAAACUUUUCAUCAAAAUUCUGAAAAACUAAGUAAUAGAAAAGUUCUGUUUGGAACUGAACUUAGAGUGAACAUUCCUCCCUUGCCCACUUCCACGUUUGAGUCAAAAACUGAUUUUUUUGGUGGCAAAAUCAAUGAUUCACAAAAUGGUGUUCUUAGUUUGAGUGAAAUGGAACUUUCUGAAGAAUACACAUGUGUGAAAUCACAUGGUCCAAAUCCAAAAACAACUCAUAUAUUUGAUAAUUGUGUUGUGGAAAGUUACUGUUCUGUCCCUAAUAGUCCUCACUAUUUUUCACUGAAUUUUCUUAGUUUUUGUCACACUUGCAAAAAUCAUCUUGAGCAUACAAAAGACAUCUUCAUUUACAGAGGUGAAAAAGCUUUUUGCAGCCAAGAAUGUCGACACAAAGAGAUGGUGUUAGAUGGAGCAGAAAAUUAAGAAUUUGAUGAUCACAAUUUACUUUUAAGUAUUUACCUUUUUUAAGUUCUAUUUGUGUGGUUUUUCCUCCUUCUACCUUGCAAAUAGAGAUAAAAGAGGAUGUAUAAUGUAUUGUAGAGUUCAUCUCAAGAAAUGAGUAGUAUUGAAUUGGUUCUUAUGAAGAUGAUGAUAUGAUUGAAAA